Trypanosoma cruzi is the source of this 3009-nucleotide messenger RNA. Its product is annotated as kinesin, putative. NCBI's taxonomy places the organism in Eukaryota, Euglenozoa, Kinetoplastea, Trypanosomatida, Trypanosomatidae. The transcript has a single exon. Bases 1 to 3009 code for a protein of 1002 amino acids. The record is from RefSeq and is a predicted model, not a curated record. Gene Ontology annotation, biological process: microtubule-based movement. Gene Ontology annotation, molecular function: microtubule motor activity; microtubule binding; ATP binding.
AUGGGAAAAGCGGAGGGCAUUCGUAUUUUUUUGCGAAUUCGCCCGGCUGCGGAGGGCGGCCUCUCGCGGCCCCCCUUCAACAACAGCGGUGGGGGGGUGGAGCAGGGCACCUACGCCGUCGAUCACACCUUCGACCUCUCCACCGUACACUUCCACGUGGAUCGCCGCCUGGAGACGGAUGUUGUGAACAACACAAGGGAGGACUAUCGUUUUACCUUCCGGCGGGCCUUUGAGCCAAGUGCGACGCAGGAAGAGGUGUUUAACGUCGUUGCAAAGGACUGCGUCCUGGCGGCAUUGGACGGCUACAACAGCACCAUCUUUGCCUACGGGCAAACUGGCAGCGGUAAGACGUACAGCAUCACAGGCGGUGCGGAGAGUUACGAGGAUCGCGGCAUCAUUCCACGGGCGUUGGCGCUCAUCUACGACGAGGUGGCGCGGCGGCAGCGGGAGUGUACAUGGAGCAUCGCUGUGUCGUACCUGCAGAUAUACAACGACAAGGGGCAGGAUUUACUCAACCACGGCCGUGACGCGCGGCGGUUGGAGGAUCUGCCGACGGUGACGAUUCACGACGGAGACGAGGAGGAAAUGCUGCUGAAGGGGCUCGCACAACACGGGGCACCGAAUGUGCAGGAAGCGCUUAACCUGCUAUUCCUCGGCGACACCAAUCGACUCUACUGUGAGACACCAAUGAACAAGACGUCCUCGCGUUCGCACUGUGUCUUUACGAUUUACCUCGAGGCACGCGCCCAUGGUUCUUCUGUCGUGCGUCGCUCGAAGUUAAAUCUUGUCGACCUCGCCGGCAGCGAGCGCGUGUCGAAGUCGGGGGUGAGUGGGACGGUGCUUACAGAGGCAAAACACAUCAACCUCUCGCUGCACUAUCUGGAGCAGGUCAUCAUGGCUCUCAGCGAGCAGGCAAGUGGUAGACGCGAGCACGUGCCAUUUCGUAACUCCUUCAUGACAAUGGUGUUACGUGACUCACUAGGGGGGAACUGCCGCACAAGUAUGCUUGCCACCGCCCAUCCCGCAGCGGAACACCUGCCAGAGACGAUCAGCACCUGUCGAUUUGCGCAGCGCGUUGCGAUGAUUCGACAGGAUGCACACAUCAACGAGGAAGUGGAUCCACAGCUCUUAGUGCGGAAACUUAAGGUGGAGUUGCAGCAGCUACGGGAUCAGCUGGCUUUUUACACAAAAGACGGGGGCGGUGCACCGGAUCGUGAGCUCAGCGAUGAUGAGAAGCAGCGGUGUCAAGAGAUGGUGCGGCGGUAUGUCUCAGAAACCAGCAACGAUGGACGUAUUGAAGGGUUUGAAGGGGAUUUGGCACGCAUUUAUUACUGUUUUGAUGUGAUGAAACGCAUGUUAACAACCGGCGGUCAUACGGCCGGGCAUCGUUCCGGGUUGACGGACGGUGGCGGGGGGAGUUUUAGCGAGUCUGCGGGUGCCCCGCUUUCACAACAACAAAAACAGCAGGAAGAGGAGGAGGAACAGAAAAGGUUGGAUGUCUACCGUGCCCGUAUCGAUGCAUUAGAGUUAAGUCUACAGCAGAAGGAGAAUGAGAUGAAUAUGCUCUUUGGUGUCUUGCAGAAGGCACAACGGGCCCAGUUUAACGCAGAGACGCAGACCGGCCUUACCGCAAUUACAUCGUUUAGCCUUAGCGGCAACAAUGACAACACUUUUAGUAAUAAUACCAGUACCACCAAUAGAGACUCGCAUACAUCCGCAACGCUGCAAGAAGGGAAUUUAUUUUCAUCACCCAUACCGCAGCAGGCGCUUGAAAACGGGAGUCAUGGUGCCGUGGGUUUGCAUCGUCGUGCGUUGCACGAUCGACUUGAUGCGGCGCAGGCUACGGCCGUCGAUGAGUUUUUCCGCAAACAGGCACAACUCAACGAGGUGUAUGACCUUUCCGCCCUCACGGAUGCAGACCUUUUAAAGGACCGCGCGACUGCCUUUGAGGCCUUUCAUCGCUCCUACCGCCACUGUGCGGAGAUGGAAGGCAAUAAGCGUGAGCUGAAGCAGCGAUACGAUACAUGCAAAGCCACCGCCCGACAACUGAAUGAUGCUGUAGACCGCAUCAAACACCUGAAGGCGAAUAUUCAGCGCCUACGUGCGGAGCGGGCGUUACAGGGUGUUGAGGAGGUGGAUGAUGCGGAACGUGCCUUGCUAGAGGAGCUGACAGCAACGAAGGCGGCAUACAAUGAUUUUGCCACCUCUUUACGGCGACAAAAGGAGGAGAUUGACGCCAUGCAUCUUUUUAUGAAGCGGUCGCAGGAGCAACUGACGAGAGACUUUGAAGAAUGGCUGCAGAUUCGACAGCAGCAGCUCGCCAUGGUAAGGAAUGGGGGCGGGAACGGCAUCCCUAAGAACGGUAGCACACAGCUUAUGACAACAACAUCCGCAUCAACGCCCAUUUACUCGUCGUCUCCCGCAAGUCAAAAUCUCCUGAAACAUUCGAACUCUAUGCCGAUACAAUCUUCACAACAACAACAAAACCAACAACAGCAGCAGCAGUCGCUGCGGCUCGUCAUGUCAUUGUCGAACGUGCCGUCGGAACUUCCGCCACUGCGGGAGGAGGUCAUGAGUUCUGCACGGGGUUGGACUGGUGGAAAAUGGCCACCCACAAAUAGGGCGACAGGCGACAGUGGAGAAGCCAACAACGGUGGUUUGGCGCCCCCGUUGUUGGCCACUGCCUCAAUGGACCUUCUGCAGCCGCAUCCUGCCACCGCACCGCCAUCCGUUAGGCCGGAGCGAGCAUCGCCGCCCAUCCCAACACGCCGCGCACCACUCAAUCCAAUUUCAUCGCCCAGCCGCGCCCCGCUGGGAACUAAUAGCUGGACGGGGAGGGAUGCGUUCACUUCAUCGUCGUCGUCGAUCUUGGGUCAGUCAGGGUCAAACAACGAGAUUCCAAACCCCUACGCCCCAGAACAUCGUUCCACAGGGGACGCUGCUGCAGAUAAGCAACUCGCCGCCUUGUAUAGGGCACGUGAUUCAAUGCGCCAAGAAUUCAAAUCUUAA